CUGGCGAGUGGUGCGCGUGCCCGUCCGCCACCAUGUCCACGUCCACGUACGCCUACUACCAAGAGGAGCCGCGCACGCCCAAGCGCUACUUCAACCUGGGCGUGCUGUCGUGCUGCAUCGGGGGCCUCGUGUUCAGCGCCGGCAUCAUCCUCGUCGUGCUCGGCUCGUCUCCGCAGGAGCCCGAGGCCUUGUGGAUCGCGGGCAUCGUGCUCCUGCUGGCCGGGGGCCUCCUCUUCUUCCUGGGCAUCGGCUCCAUCGGCCUGUACCUCGCCAAGGAGGACCGGCGCAAGCGGGAAGCCGCCCGCACCCGCACGCGCAACUACACCUCUAGUCUGCGCUCCAGCGACGUCGUGCUCGUCGAGUGAAAGCGCUCUAGGCCGCUGUCGACCCCGUCUAGACACGGCUUCCGGUCGUCUGUCGCCGGCAGGCUUGGGAGGGCCGCUCGACGACUGCUUCCGGAACUCUCGCACGCCCCCCGAAUCGAAAGACACUGUCCACUCGAGGAACCGUGCGGAAUUUUGUAGCGAGGAAUAUCGCGAACUGAUUCGAGCGAACGAGCCUUGUCAGGUAAAAGGAAUGUAAAAGGUUCUAUAGAGGGCCACGUGUAGCCCAGGGUUUGGGUCUCACAAUGUGCCGUUGACCUUUUUUUUUUUCCUUUUUUUUAAGAAGAUCUUGCGGGUUGCGCAAGAUGACCCUGCCAUUUUGUAGAAAACUAUCGUCCGUAUAAUGCAGUAGCGAAGCUCGACGCGCCUGUUGCCUAUAGGUACUAGCAGUGCUAGACUCGUGCAUUUCAUCGGAGGUUUGUUUUUAUUUAUUCUAACAACGACCAGAUAGAAACGUUCAUACGCUUCCCUUUCUGUGUGACGACCCGAAGUCAUGUUCAUAGCAUUUCUCCU
Molecule: messenger RNA, 896 nt
Organism: Ixodes scapularis (black-legged tick)
Lineage: Eukaryota; Metazoa; Arthropoda; Arachnida; Ixodida; Ixodidae
Exons: 1
Coding region: 33-365 (110 amino acids)
Source: RefSeq, a predicted model, not a curated record